Molecule: messenger RNA, 1491 nt
Organism: Striga hermonthica
Lineage: Eukaryota; Viridiplantae; Streptophyta; Magnoliopsida; Lamiales; Orobanchaceae
Source: the annotation of a GenBank genome assembly
AUGCCAGAGCUAACAGCACCACCAAACACCUCCUCUUCCUCCUCCGUCCGGCUGAAGCCGGCGUACCGCUUCUUGGUCAACAACUUCUUGCCGAUCCUCCUCAUCCCCUCUGCCGCCUUCCUCCUCGUCCACCUCCUCCGCCUCGGCCCUCAGGACCUCCGCCCCCUCCUGGACGCCCAGCUCGACCCCCUCCACCUCCUCUCCUCGGCGUUCCUCCUCGUCCUUGCCGCCACCCUCUACUUCUCCUCCAAGCCACGCUCCAUCCUCCUCGUCGACUACGCCUGCUACAAGCCGCCCGUCACCUGCCGCGUCCCCUUCUCCACCUUCAUGGAGCACUCCCGCCUCAUCCUCCGCGACAACCCCCGCAGCGUCGACUUCCAGAUGCGCAUCCUCGAGCGCUCCGGCCUCGGCGAGGAGACCGCCCUCCCCCCCGCCAUCCACUACAUCCCCCCGACCCCCACCAUGGACGCCGCUCGCGCAGAGGCCCAGCUCGUCAUCUUCUCCGCCAUCGACGACCUCAUGGCCCGCACCGGCCUCCGUCCCCGCGACGUCGACAUCCUCAUCGUUAAUUGCAGCCUCUUCUCCCCAACCCCUUCCCUCUCUGCAAUGAUCGUCAACCGCUACAAGCUCCGCAGCAACGUUCGCAGCUACAACCUCUCCGGCAUGGGCUGCAGCGCGGGCCUCAUCUCCAUCGACCUCGCCCGCGACCUCCUUCAGGUCCACCCCAACUCAUACGCCCUCGUCGUCAGCACCGAGAUCAUCACCCCAAACUACUACAAGGGCUCCGAGCGCGCCAUGCUCCUCCCCAACUGCCUCUUCCGAAUGGGCGGCGCCGCCAUACUCCUCUCCAACAAGCGCCGCGACGCCCGGCGCGCCAAGUACCGCCUCGUCCACAUCGUACGCACCCACAAGGGGGCCGACGACAAGGCAUACCGGUGCGUGUACGAGCAGGAGGAUCCCGAGGGGAAGGUCGGGAUCAACCUUUCAAAAGACCUCAUGGUGAUUGCCGGGGAGGCCUUAAAGUCGAACAUCACCACCAUCGGCCCCCUCGUCCUCCCGGCCUCCGAGCAGCUCCUCUUCCUGUUCACGCUGAUCGGGCGAAAGAUCUUCAACCCAAAGUGGAAGCCCUACAUACCGGAUUUCAAACAGGCGUUCGAGCACUUCUGCAUCCACGCGGGCGGGAGAGCGGUGAUAGACGAGCUGCAGAAGAACCUGCAGCUGUCGGCGGAGCACGUGGAAGCGUCGAGGAUGACACUGCACAGGUUCGGGAACACGUCGUCCUCGUCACUAUGGUACGAGAUGGGCUACAUCGAGGCCAAGGGGAGGAUGAGGAAAGGGGAUAGGGUGUGGCAGAUCGCGUUCGGGAGCGGGUUCAAGUGCAACAGCGCGGUUUGGAAGUGCAACCGCACGAUUAAGACGCCGGUAGAUGGGCCGUGGACUGAUUGUAUCGAUCGGUACCCGGUGCAUAUUCCGGAGAUCGUCAAGCUCUGA